This is a messenger RNA of Chelonus insularis, 2661 nucleotides long. RefSeq lists its product as uncharacterized. NCBI's taxonomy places the organism in Eukaryota, Metazoa, Arthropoda, Insecta, Hymenoptera, Braconidae. The record is from RefSeq and is a predicted model, not a curated record. The transcript is spliced from 9 exons. Bases 199 to 2586 code for a protein of 795 amino acids.
ACGACGCGUAAACAAAAAAACGCGCUUAUCAGUCCUUUCUCUAUUUUACUGUGAAAUUAAUUAUUUUUAAAAUUAUUUUUUUUAGUUUAUAUGAUAAAAUUUCUUGAUAAUAAUUUUACCAUGGUUUUGGAUAAUAAAAGAUAGAUCUAUGGAUCAAAAAACCAAAUAUUCGGUGAGAAACAUAACCAACACAUCGAUAUGUCAUUAAUUAAUUCAUUUAAAUUUAAUUCUUCAAUAAAUAAGGAAUCAGAAAAUAUUUUUACUUCGGAAGAUGAAGAAGAGAACUACAAUUUUGAGUAUGUUUCAAAAAACCAAUGUCAAUAUGAUAUUGAUGAUAUUAAAAGAGAAAGGAUAAAAAAAGAUGAGGAAAAUAUAUGGGCUUCUUUUAUUGAAAGAGAAGAUGAAGAAGGUUCUGAAUGUCUGUUAGAUUGUUUUCACAAUGUUAUAAAUCCGAGACAAGUGUUGGAGAACAAUUUGGAAGAAGUUCAUCUAAAUCAAGAAUUAAAAAGACUUGAACAGGAUGCUUUUUUAGAAGAAACUGAAAGACUGACUAAACCUAAGAAAAAAUUAUCUCGAAUUAAUUAUGAUGUAAAAAGUCACAAUGACGAUGAUGAUAGAAGAAGUUGUGAUACUUACAUAGAGGUUCAAAAAGCUUAUGAAGAUCCAUUAGUUUAUGAGAGAUCUCCAAUAUCAAAAUUAGAUUUUAAAACUAAAAUAUCUAAAUCUCGAUAUGAAAAUACCAUUAGACACCAACGGAAACUUCAACAUCAACGGUCAUGUAUUUUUCGAGAUUAUAACUGUCGAGAAUGUGAUUUAUCACCUGGAAUUACUUCUCACAACAGUGAUCAAUAUUCCUCUAUAAUUCGUCCUCAUCCUAUAGUUGCGCAAAAAAUUUUAGACAUUCAGGUCAAAAUUUCAGAACUUUUAGACGAAAUCCAUUACAGACUUUGCCGAAUACCUAUUCCAGAUGGAGAAAUAGACUUGAAGCGUCGACAGCAACGAAUGAUGGAAUUUAUUGUGAGAUUUUCAAGAAAUUAUUUGUAUGAUAUAAGUAGGCAAAUGGCAGAUAUUCAAAGGCAUAUACAAAUGAUGUUACCGAAUGCUAGGAUAAAACCAUCUAGACGAAUAUCUCAAUUACAUAUGCAGGCUUUAGAAACUAAAUUAUGUUCAAUUCAUCAAUUAUUAUUCAAUGCUUUAUGUGCUUAUUGUAAACAUAUUCCAAGUUCAUGUUUAAAAGGACAUCCAGGAAAGCUCAAAGAAAUUCUUCAAAUAGUUAUGGAUUUAAAAGAUGUCUGCUCCAAAAUAAAUCUUACUGCUGAAUAUUUUGGAGCAGGUGAUGCUGCUUCACCUCCUUUGGGUGAAGAUACUCAAAAAAGAUGUAAUGCCAUUUUAUCAAAGCUUUAUUCUAAUUCAGAAAAAGCAUCUCCUAUAUACAGUUACACUACACAAUCCACUUUGAGAUCUUCUAUCGAUACCAAAAGAAGAAACAUUCGAACUGAUAGUCGUAAAAUGUUGCCAAACCGUUUUAGCAUGUAUUAUGCAGAUAAUAGAUUUGCUAAGAGUCAGAAAAAACGGCCUAUAACAGUUGGAUUUUGUAUGAAGGAGAGGAAACCUAAUAUUGGAAAGUUAAAGUUAAUUGAUCAUCCUUCAACUGCAACAAUUCCAGUAUCUAAUGUCAUAUUAAAAAACCCAAAAGAGCCAAUUAAACGUGGUCCAUCAAGAGCCAAAAGAUUCCAGAAAGAGGAUGAUAUUAAAACCAUGGUAGAAAUGAUACCAGUUGAUUCAGAAGAGGGAAAUAGCGCCAUUUUAUCAAGAGCAUGUCACUCGUCUAUAUCAAAUAUAAAUCGAAAAGUAGUAAAAAGAGCUGUCAAGUCACGUCAACGAGAUAAAAAUUCAAAACCUUCAACCACUACUACUACGACUACUAAAUCAAGUAAACAAAAUUUCAACAGUGUUGUUAAAGAUCAAAAUCUUAAUGGAGAUCUACUAUUGACCAAUCAACAAUUCUGUAGUUUUCUGCCUAUUAUUACUCAUGUUAUAUCUUUGAUAACAGAAAAACAAAAGAAAUCACCAAUAAAUAUUAAUGAAAUGACAAUGGAAACUCUUUUAGAAAUUUUACAAGAAUAUUUAGUAGAAAAAAACAAAGAGACUGAAGAGGAGUUUUUAAUCGAUUCGAUUAAAUAUGAUACAGCUAAUUCUAUGAAUAAGCCACUACAAAAAUCAGAAAUUUUUCAUCAUAAUACGAAGAAAUUUUCAUCGAAAACAAAUAAUAAAAAGAAAGUAGAAGAAGAGAAGCAGAGUGUUAAAACAUCUCUUUAUAAUAUUGAAAAUGAAGAAAAUCCAAAAUUAAUUCCAUUAAUCGUAUCUCAAGAAUCGAUUGAUGAACUUUUAGAUUAUCGUAAUAAAUUUCAAGAUGCAUGUAGAUUAAAUCCAAUGUACACAAGCAACAGUCCAAAUAAACCUUGGGAAGUGGUUGCGUGGAUAGCCGAUAAACUUGUUGAUGAAAUGAUAGCUGAAAUAUCGAAAGAGUUACAAAUUGAUGAUAUUAUACAAAAGUUAUUUGAUCUAGAGUUUCAAGAAUUUUGAUAUACAAUCCAUUUUAGUAAUAAUUGUAUCAUAAUUGCAUCUAAAUUAACAUAAAUAAUAUUUUCUAAACUAUCA